ACAUAUUUACAUAUAUAGGCAGUGACUAUAGCUUAUAGCACAAUAUAUGUAGCUUUUGAUACUGCGACGUAUUAUUGAGGUUAACUACCUGGUGUCAUUUGUUUUUAUCAGGAUUAAAAUUUAUUAUAAGGGUAACUCAAAAUGGUGUGUGAGAAAUGUGAGAAAAAAUUAGGAAGAGUAAUAACCCCAGAUCCAUGGAAAAGCGGAGCUAGAAAUACAGUAGAAAGUGGAGGACGUAAAGUUGGUGAAAAUAAAGCACUUUCUGCAGGAAAGGCAAGAUUUAAUCCAUAUACUGCUACUUUUGAGACCUGCAGGAUAUGUAGACAAAAAGUACAUCAAGUUGGAUCACAUUAUUGUCAGUCAUGUGCAUAUAAGAAAGCUAUAUGUGCUAUGUGUGGUAAAAAAUUAAUGAGUACAAAGAACUAUAAACAGUCUGCUACUUAGAGGGUGAAAAUUUAUUUGUUACCAUGUCUUAUAAUAUUUAUAAGAUUGAUAUAAUGAAAUUAAUUUCAUUUGAACAAAUAUUGUGUUAAUAUUAGGACAUAAGUAAAUGAUUGCCACUACUUUUAUGAUUAAGAAAAAAUUAUAAUUAUUUUUAAUAUGUAAAUAGGUAAAAUGAAAUAGGUAAAAUGAAAUAGGU
Molecule: messenger RNA, 640 nt
Organism: Megachile rotundata (alfalfa leafcutting bee)
Lineage: Eukaryota; Metazoa; Arthropoda; Insecta; Hymenoptera; Megachilidae
Product: cysteine-rich PDZ-binding protein
Biological process (GO): cytoplasmic microtubule organization
Cellular component (GO): dendrite
Molecular function (GO): microtubule binding; PDZ domain binding
Source: RefSeq, a predicted model, not a curated record